This is a messenger RNA of Penicillium canescens, 1620 nucleotides long. RefSeq lists its product as uncharacterized. Gene Ontology annotation, cellular component: membrane. The record is from RefSeq and is a predicted model, not a curated record. Bases 1 to 1620 code for a protein of 539 amino acids. Lineage: Eukaryota; Fungi; Ascomycota; Eurotiomycetes; Eurotiales; Aspergillaceae. Gene Ontology annotation, molecular function: transmembrane transporter activity. The transcript has 6 exons. Gene Ontology annotation, biological process: transmembrane transport.
AUGGAUCCCGACAAAGCUACCGAUCAGUAUAUAGAGGUGGUGGAAGAUGCUUCAACUAAGCAAGCCCCCAGAGCGGAAGUGGAGGUCAUGGGCACGGUGAAAUUGACAGAAGACACAAUUGUCUAUAUUCCGGCUCCCACAACUGAUCCUCGAGAUCCAUUGAAUAUGUCCCGAUGGCAGAAAAUCAUAAUUCUCAUUGUGUUAUCUACCUUCUCUACAUUGGGCGUGUCGAUGGUUUCCGGGUUUGGAGGCUUGAUUACCUUCUAUAUUCCCGAGUAUGCUGCUGCUGGAAAAGACUACGCAGCCAUUUCUGCUCUGAUGACAUAUCCCACCCUCUUCAUGGGAAUUGGAAACCUUGUUGGGAUGCCUCUUGCUAUUGCCGUUGGUCGUCGUAUAGUAUUGUUGGUCUGUACGGUGAUUCUAGUUGUUGGUGCCGUUCUCUGUGCUACAGCUACAUCAUACAACUGGCAUCUGGGGGCUCGCAUGGUAAUUGGAAUAUCUGCUGGACAAAGCGAAGCCUUGGUUCCUAUGAUCACACAGGAAGUCUUCUUCCUACAUGAACGAAGCAAAUUCCUCAUGGCGCAGCAGACAGUCCAGGUUAUCCUGUCCACCAUUUAUUGCCUCUUUGCUAGCCCUAUUGCAGGUGCUCUGACACCGCAGGGCUGGUAUGGACUUGGGGCAGGACUAGCAGGUGCUCAGUGCUUUGUGGCAUUCUUUUUCCUUCCAGAGACUAAGUAUAAUCGAGACUUAUCCGCAUAUCAGGAACCUACCAGUACAUCUGAAGAUGACUUGGAAGCAAGCAAGUCUGGAAAAGCACGAGUAAUGAUAUGCAAAGAGAAGCCUCCUCUCGACUACUUAAACUUUGAGAAACGGACCUGGAAGUCUGACAUGAGACUUUGGAUCGGAGAGCCUGAAUGGUAUAAGGCAGUGGAAGUACUCAAGCAAACUUGCGAAUUACUCUUUUUCCCAAAUGUGCUUUGGGCUCUAUGUCUCAAUGGUCUCACAAUUGGCACGAACAUUGCGAUGGCAACAACAUACGGCACCAUCCUCACGGCUGCCCCAUACAACUGGCCCGAUACAAGUACCAGCUACGUUAGCUGUGGACAGAUAAUCGUGGCAAUUAUUGCCCUCCCUCUAUUAGGUACAGGGUCGGAUAAAUUGGUUCGAAUGCGCGCGGAACGCAACGGUGGAAUACACGAACCAGAAACCCGGAUCUUGCCUUUGAUCUUGCCCAUAAUCGUUGGAACGAUCACAGCCAUAUUCUAUGGACAGGGUGCUGAGCAUCCAGAGAAAUAUCACUGGUUUGUGUAUGUGUGGUCCAUUGCGGCAUACUAUUUUGCAUUCGUGGGAGCAAAUAUCGUGGCUAUCACAUACCUGCUUGAUAGCUACCCUGCGCGUGCUGGACCAAUGUUGAUUAUUAUAUGUGCUUUUAGGGGGUUUAUUUCAUUUGGCACGAGCUAUGGAACUAUGCCGUUUGUGGAGAGUCAUGGAUAUGAUGGCGCGUUUGGCACUUUUGGUGCGCUUACGGCUGUUUUGGGCGUGCUCGGUGUGCCGAUCUACUUCUGGGGGAAGAAUAUCCGCCAAUUCACUGGCAGAUUUGCGAAAAGCAAGUCGGAUUGA